AUGGGAGGAGGGGCGAGCGGAGAAAGCGUUCCGGCCGCAGUCCAAUCAAACCCGGAGCUCAACAAAAUCUGUCAUCAAACAGAUUACCCUGAUAUCUGCCUCUCAGCAAUUGCUCCAUACAUGGACGAUCUCGGGAAAAGGCCUGAUGCAGCAUCCGUCCUGGAAUUCUCUGUUAAAGCCGUUUCAGAACAGACACAGUCCGCGAUUACUACAGCAGAGAAAGUCGCAAGUGGUUCAGGUGUCUCUGCCGAGGAGACUUCGGCGAUCAACGAUUGCAAGGAUAGUUACACCGACGCCUUGGAGAAUUUGAAGGGCGUUACCGACGCAAUCUCGUCGAGCGACGUUGCGACGAUGAACGGCAAGCUGAACUCCGUCAUUACUGAUUUCACCGAUUGCGACGAUUUCCUCAAGGGUUUCACCUUACCGUUACAGGCUCUGAAUGCAAGACUUACAAAGAUCGCUACUAAUUGCCUCGCACUUGUUACCUUGAUUUAG
Molecule: messenger RNA, 495 nt
Organism: Impatiens glandulifera
Lineage: Eukaryota; Viridiplantae; Streptophyta; Magnoliopsida; Ericales; Balsaminaceae
Exons: 1
Coding region: 1-495 (164 amino acids)
Biological process (GO): negative regulation of catalytic activity
Molecular function (GO): enzyme inhibitor activity
Source: RefSeq, a predicted model, not a curated record